CCCAUGCUUCGUUCAAACGGUGUCCAUUUGCGCCCCUAACCGUAGUGGGGCAGUGGGGUAUUUUCAGUCCGUAUCUGGAGCUGGAGUGGAACUAUGGAUCGUUCUACUCUAAGAAGAAUGCGAACUCUAACCGGAUUAAUCAUCCUGGUGUUUGUAGUUUCCUGCUUGAUGCUACAACUUCCCAAAAACAGACUUCAUGAUGAGACAGAGAAAUCUCCAGCUCCAUUGAAAGAAGCGCUCACGCAGCCACCACAUCCGGAUCCCGUGAAACCCAUCCAUCUGGCCCUCGUCAUCCACCGCCUCAGCGUGCUUGAUAGAGCCGUCACAAUGUUGAAAAGCCUCCUGUACUUCCAUGGUCAAUUCGAUCACAACUCCUCCGUCUGUAAUGUCACUUGGGAAACUCCCCGUGACUUGCACUGCAAUUCGAUUGGACAAGACGCACCCCGUCCACUUGUGUUACAUCUGGUUGUGCACCGAAAGGCUUGGAGAAAAACGCGCGCUCUUAUGUCUGAAUGGAACUCCACUGCACUUACGGUGAAAAUGUAUCCAUUUAAACUGGAACUGAUACUUCCCAGACUGAAAAUAGUAGGAUCUCGAAGGGUCCAAAUGGCUGUCCAGCAAUUGCUAUUGCCUUACAUUUUGGAUCCCAGGAUAGACAAGGUCAUCUCCCUCAGUCCAGAACUACUUUUCAACGAGAGAGUGGAAAAACUAUGGGCGCAUUUUGAUCGAUUUACUUCUCAACAAGUCAUUGGUGCCGCUUGUGAGCAAGUAGAUAAUUGUCAUGAAUGCUGUCCGCGGAACCAACAAGUUUACCCGGUAAGUACUACGACUGCUAUACUUUUCAAAAAACCUCGUGACCAUAUGUGCGUUUCCGCAUUGCUAUUAUAA
Messenger RNA from Dicrocoelium dendriticum, 888 nucleotides. NCBI's taxonomy places the organism in Eukaryota, Metazoa, Platyhelminthes, Trematoda, Plagiorchiida, Dicrocoeliidae. The record is from the annotation of a GenBank genome assembly.